AUGCUCGCUAUUGGUCUCCUUCCUGCCUGUCGCUGUCACCCUGCACUUGCGGGUCGCUUACCUGUGCCCACCCGUUCGUUAAUUUAUCCGGUCCACCCCAGUCUUUCCUAUCCAAGAUCUCUCCCCAUCUCACCAUACCUUACAGCGCACCCUAAAUUUGUAGCAUUACUGUUGUCCUGGCGGGCUGCCCUCUAUAAUUCGCGAAUGGUCCGUCUGGCUGUUGUUUGUUGGUCAUAA
This is a messenger RNA of Schizophyllum commune H4-8, 237 nucleotides long. RefSeq lists its product as uncharacterized. Lineage: Eukaryota; Fungi; Basidiomycota; Agaricomycetes; Agaricales; Schizophyllaceae. Bases 1 to 237 code for a protein of 78 amino acids. The transcript has a single exon. The record is from RefSeq and is a predicted model, not a curated record.